Messenger RNA from Arachis stenosperma, 2661 nucleotides. RefSeq names its product cullin-1-like. Lineage: Eukaryota; Viridiplantae; Streptophyta; Magnoliopsida; Fabales; Fabaceae. Gene Ontology annotation, biological process: protein ubiquitination; ubiquitin-dependent protein catabolic process. The record is from RefSeq and is a predicted model, not a curated record. The transcript is spliced from 20 exons. Gene Ontology annotation, molecular function: ubiquitin protein ligase binding. Bases 1 to 2526 code for a protein of 841 amino acids. Gene Ontology annotation, cellular component: cullin-RING ubiquitin ligase complex.
AUGAUGGUUGUUAGGGAACAAACGCCGUCGGAAGCGCUUGCAAUAGUCCCGAUCCAGUUUUUUGUGCCGCCAUCCCAGCAAACAACAACUGACGCAGAUUCCGAACCAACCCCUAUGCUACAGGUUGAAGGGGCUAGAGAAACCACUCCUGAAACCCCCAAACAACUUCAAGAAACAACACCCAAGCUUCCCCCAGCUCCAACAAAAAUUCAUCCAGACGCCGAGGACGCUGCUGCCCUGUUGAUGAUGGCACGGACAGCAAGCUAUGUUCCUAAAACAGAUCCGGGGAUGCCAUCAUUCAGCCUCGGAUUGACAGAUUCAAGCCAGGAGGGGGCGUCGACGCAGGAGACAGAAAUGGAAAAAUCUCCAGCAACUGCAACUAUGCUAGAACAAUUGGACAGUUUGGUCCAAAAGUUAGCAAAGGGAAAAGACGAAAGUCCACAAAUUCAGAGGGAGACUGGGGGAGAAAGUUCUGCAAAGUUUGAAACCCCGGGGGUAAUAAAUCAAAUUCCGGAUGAUAUGAAAGAAAAGUGCUACAUCUGGGGGACGAGACUGAAGGAAGAUGCAAAGGGCAAUACUGACGAGUUUGAGGAGAUAUGCACUCUGAUUGGCCAAGGAGAAUACAUUUUGAUGAGAACGCACCUUGCAUCCCUCCAGGCAAAAAGUGAUAUAGAAUGUCAGAGCAUGGCACUUUCGGAUCACCCAAGGGGGGAAUUCAUAUCUCCGAAAAUGAACAGAGAAUUCAUGGUGGAAGCCUACCCCAGUUUCAUUCCCUUCAUAGAUAGAAAAAAAUUAAGUUCGCAUCCAUAUGGAUAUGUAUUUUCAAGAUUGAUAGCAUAUGCCGGCGGAAAACCUCUCGAGAAAGGCGAGAAGGAGAAGGAAAUUAAAGCACCAUAUGUUAAAAUUUCAGGCCAAAAAACAAGCUAUGACUGCGCUAUCUACGUAAUGAAGUGGCUUGAGUUAAUAGAGCCGGAAAACAUUAAAAAGGGAAAGUAUGAAUGGGAUAAUUGGACACAGGAGGAGGUGGACCACUAUAGAGUGGAGUAUGCUUCCCGGAUACUAUUCAGUGAGAUGAAUACACAGAGAGAUCGGGCAAUUAGAGAGAGUAGUGCUAUAAGGCUGUCGAAGCCAUCCUCUGUGGAAGAUCUCUCUAGAGUCUAUAGGAUUUCCCAGCAAAUACCUAAAUUCUUGAGACUUCUUGCCUUUUUAUUCAACAAGCAUAUUACAGCUGAAGGUACGGUAUUGAUCCAACAGGAAGAAGAAGCUGCUAACAAUCAGACUGCAAGAGAGUCUAGCAUCCGUGGACAUCAGGUACUAAUCAGAAAAAUUAUCGAGGCCCAUGACAAGUAUAUGGCAUAUGUCAAUGAUUGCUUUAUGAUUGAUACUAAGUUUCACAAGGCACUGAAGGAAGCAUUUGUGAUAUUUUGCAAUAAAACUGUUGCAGGCUGUACCACUGCAGAACUAUUAGCUGCAUUUUGUGAUAAUAUCCUAAAAAGGAGAGGGAGUGAGAGGCUGAGUGAUGAAGCAAUUGAAGAAAAUCUUGACAAGGUAGUCAAGUUGCUUGUUUAUAUCAAUGAUAAGGAUCUUUUUGCAAAAUAUUGCAGGAAGAAUCUUGCCUGCAGAUUACUUUUUACCCCGGAUGCUAAUGAGGAGCAGGAGAGGAUUCUUUUAUCAAUGCUAAAGCAACAGCUUGGGGGAAAUUUCACAUUGAACAUGGAGAGAAUGGUUAAUGACAUGAUAUUGGCCAGGGAAUGUCAAAGUCAAUUUUUGAAGUAUCUUCAUAAUAAGGAAAUUCAAAAUCUUGGAAUGGACAUCACAGUUACUGUCCUUACUACAGGGUCUUGGCCAACUUACAAAACAUUUGAUCUCAAUCUCCCUUCCAUGAUGAUUAAAUGCAUGGAAGUUUUCAAGAGCUUUUAUGAUUUAAGAUACGGGAGAAAGACAAGAAGACUUAGGUGGAUUUACUCAUUGGGGACAUGCAAUGUCAAUGGCAACUUUGAACCAAAAACCAUUGAACUAAUUGUAUCCACAAGUCAGGCUGUUAUCCUGCUGCUAUUCAACAAUGCAGAUAGAUUGAGCUAUUCAGAGAUUAUGACUCGGCUGAACUUGAGCCACGAAGAUGCCGGUAGAUUACUCCACUCGCUGUCCUGUUCGAAGUAUAAGAUACUUAACAAGGAGCCCAACACAAAAUCUAUAUCUCCAAAUGACAUCUUUCAGUACAACUCUAAAUUUACUGACAAAAUGAGGAGGAUCAAGAUCCCCAUUACACAGCAUGAGGACAAAAGGAAGAUGGUUGAAGAUCUCGACAAGGAUAGGCAGUAUACCAUUGACGCUGCAAUUGUGCGCAUUAUGAAGAGCGGGAAGGUUUUGGGCUAUAAGCAACUGCUUUCGGAGUGUGUCAAGAUGUUAAGCCCCUUGUUCAAGCCUGAAAUCGAAACAAUCAAGAAACGCAUUGAACAUCUCAUUGCAACGGACUAUUUGGAAAGGGACAGAGAUAACCAAAAUAUAUUCAAAUAUGUGGCAUAAUGGAAGCAACUAAUGUGCAGUGGCCAAUGUUUAUUGUCUAGUAGUUAAAUGUAGUUAAAUGCAUGAUAGAAUGAUUGCUCCAUGCUUCUUUGUCGAUUGUUGUAGACAAUAGAGGCUAUAAAUAUUUGGAAAGGA